CAAAUGCAGCUGCAGCCAGUGAAUUGAGGCAAUCAACUGCGUGUACUCCGUACGUGCUCUGCUUGUUUUCAACAUCGGGGCUCCGAUAAUUGCUCCUUGUACAACUAUUCUUUUUCAGUACAUAUGCUCUGACCUGCGUGUUACUCUUUGCUCUGUCCGCACGAUAUGUGUACGGACAAGAAAUGAACUACAUCCUGUUGGGCUGCUUCUAGGAGCACGGUGAUGUUGGAAUCUUCUACACUAUUUCAUUGGACUUUCGUGGUGCCAAGUUCGCCCUCAAUAUCUUCAACUACCUGACUCGCAUGAGUUUCCAUUGAACAACCGUCUUGAUGCCUGCGCAGCGACCCCGCGCGGCUUUUGAGCCACUUUCUCCGGACUUGGACCUUAAAUCACUUGUUGAGGCAACCCCGAAUUUCGAGUAUGCUGCUAGAAUUCAUUGCGACGCGAUCGAUGAAAAUGGACUGGAAAUAUUUGAAAAGCUUGUUCUGCUCCAUGUGGUCCGGGGUGGAAAGCCCUUAGUUGUCGAAGGCUUCGAUCGCUGGCUGGAUGGCUCGAUCUUCUCAGAGAAGUGGCUAAGGAACCACUACUCAGCGAAGACGGAAAUUGCUCGGAAUCUAACUACAAAAACCGAUCUGCCUCUUACUAUUGGGCAUUACUUGAAAAACAUGCCGCUCCUUACCAAUCAGUGGAAUGAGUAUAACUACAAAGAUCCCGAUCGCCAAAGAAUCUAUUUGAAAGACAUUGACUGCCCUCCGGAAUGGUACGAACAGUUGAAAAAAAUAAUACCACCUGGACUAUUUUAUUUGAAUACAUCCGCGCAAGCCUUCGAAGGCCCGGGGGCAACAACUUCAGCCCACGGCAGACACGACAAGAACUCAGGUCCAGAUAGCCUGAUUGCCAGACCAGGCGACCUUAUGAGCUGCCUUCCACCUGGCAUGCGUGCUGAGAACCUAAUGUGUUACAUUGGUCACGAAGGUACUUACACUCCAGCCCACCAAGAGAUGUGUGCUAGUUUGGGCCAGAAUAUAAUGGUGGAGGCAACGGAUGGUUCCGCCGAAUACGGUAAAGAGACGAAACCAGGAUCCUCUGUUUGGUUUAUGACCGAGAGCAAAGACCGGAAAGCCGUUUCCGAAUACUGGAUGUCUAUGCUUGGGCAUGAUAUCGAUAUCGAGGAUCAUUUUGCUCAGAUCAAUGCCUGGAAGGCAGCACCCUUCAAGACUUACGUUGUUGAACAAAGACCAGGCGACUUUAUCCUCGUACCUCCUUUGGCAGCACACCAAGUAUGGAACCGAGGAACAAGGACAAUAAAAGUGGCCUGGAAUCGAACAACCACGGAAACCCUAGAGAAGGCGCUCGAAGUGGCCCUGCCGGAUGCGAGGAUGGUCUGCCGGGAUGAGCAAUAUAAGAACAAGGCCAUAGUGUUCUACUCGUUAGAGCAUUACUCGACCCUUCUUAGCAAGGCAGGCGCAGACGAUAGUAAUCAUCCGACGAUCCAGCUGAUACAGAAGGACUUUGAACAUCUCUUUGCUCUAUUCACCGAGAUAAUUUUGUCCGAAAGCUUUUCCGACAAGCUUCCUGAGGAGGAUGUCGAAUAUGUUCCCUUUGACAGCAACAUCACAUGUUCAUACUGCCGGGGCAACAUCUUCAACAGAUUUUUAACCUGCCCAUCUUGUGUUGGCCCGUCGGUCACGGAUGAAGAGGAUACCUAUGAUGUUUGCAUGGAGUGCUAUGCCAUGGGUAGGAGCUGCGCUUGCAUAUCGAAGCUUAAAUGGGUCGAACAAUUCCAUUGGUAUGACCUUGAAGACAAAUAUGAAACAUGGAGGCAGCAGAUACUCGACUCCAGGCCUCAUGCUGAUGUCACUUAUGAGAGUCUUCCUGCGCAGAGAAGCCGGCUGGCGAAGAGAACGCUUGCAGAGGUUUGUCAGUUAGAACUCAAGAGGCGGCCGUGGGUCGACAUAAGUAAGCCGACAGUUCAAUCAGAACGCCUGGAGGAACUAGAAAGUGAUUUGGAGCGAGUGGGCUCUGCCCGCAAGCGAAGAAAGCCUCGUCGAAAGGACUCAUACCAACAGACUGGGAGUUGCCAUAUCUGCAGGUAUUUCGAGCCAAAGUGGAAGCUCGCAUCUUGUUCUUAUUGCCGGACGAACUACUGCUACGGAAGCUUGUUCAGAGCUUUUAACAUAAAGCCCCAGGCAACCACGGAGAUGUAUGAGUGGAAGUGUCCGAAAUGCCGCAAAAUAUGCAGUUGCGCCGCAUGUCGGCGCGAUCCCUCAAUGAAUCCGUUUCAGCCACCAUGCACAUUAUUGGGCCAUGAUACAAGAAAGAUCGCAGACCCUCGCAGCGUGGAGAGCUUGGUGGAUUUCCGACAAUCCAAUCUUCGAUGGAUAAAGAAGGCUGGCGAUGAUGAGAUUGUCCGGUUGAAGAAGCACCAAAAGGAAGCUGAGGAGAAGCGCAACCAGUCACUGGUUGAGCAUAGCAUUCAGCUUGAGGAGGCCCCUCCCGUAACGGGAUAUGCCGCUGACUAUGGAGAUAUACCGGUGGAUCCGGCCCUGGAAAGGCUCGAUGGCUCUUUCCUAAUCCUCCCAGACCCUGAGUGAGAAUAAUAAGGCAUUGGUGGUUAAGGUUGUUGCAUCUGUAUGCAUAUCGAGUGUUUCUUAUUGCGGAUAGCGAGCAGGUGUUACUUCAUAUUUUGAGUUGAAGACUCACUAGCAUACUCCGGAGGGAAUUAAUUGGUCGAAAGCGCGAUGGAUAUUUAUUAUAUCCUAGAGGAUCUGUGGUACGAGAAC
Aspergillus ibericus CBS 121593 is the source of this 2783-nucleotide messenger RNA. RefSeq names its product putative JmjC domain protein. NCBI's taxonomy places the organism in Eukaryota, Fungi, Ascomycota, Eurotiomycetes, Eurotiales, Aspergillaceae. The coding region runs from base 330 to 2594 and encodes 754 amino acids. The record is from RefSeq and is a predicted model, not a curated record. The transcript is spliced from 4 exons.